AUGGUGUCACGAAGCACGGAACGUCGCCAUCGGGCAGGGAAGGUUGCACCGAGAAUCCAUGCACUAUCAGCAUUGAAUAGGCAGGUGUUCAAGAACUUGAAGAAGCAUCAGGCGGCAGUGGAAGUGGAAUUAGACAUCGAGUACAGCGAGACUGAUGAUGCUGCACCUGAUGUUAGAGCCUUGGAUGAGAAACUGGAUGCAGUGCCAAUACCAAUGGAUGUGGGCUAUGCUGCGGGGCCCAAUGGGCCACAGUACCGUGGCGGAGAUGAAGCAGGCCAGGAGGUUGAACCCGAGGACUCUGCAGUACAGAGCGCAGUGGCCACCGCACAGACUGAGACUUGGUGUAGGCAUACACAGUGUGCACAGGUGGAUGACGAGGAAGGGGAAACUUCUGAUGAUGAAGACGAGGCUGAGGACUAUUCAAGUGAGAGCAAUUCAGAUUCAGACGAUGACACCGACGAUGAGGGAGGACUCACAGUGUGGGAUUGGAUGGGUGCAGAAUUUGAGGCUAGGGCAAUGGCCAUCGAGGAAGAGUUGAAUGAAGAGGACAAGGCAAUGCUCCGAGCAUUUGCACUUAAAGCCGACUCUCACAUGAUGACACAAACCUAUGUGAAGCUACCAUUUGCGUUUCCAAAUGAACAUAUCCCCACACUUGGUCAAGCCAAAUCUCGCAUUGCAUUCUUGUCUGGCAUCAAACCCCAAUUAUAUGACUGCUGCCGAAAUUCAUGCUGUUGCUUUGUUGUCCCGCAUGCAGAGCUCGAAACAUGCCCGUAUUGUCAUCUGGACCGCUACCGAGCAGACAGGAAGCCUUACAAGCAGUACACGUACCUCCCCUUGAUCCCGCGGCUCAAGGCAUUUCAUGUGAACACAUUGAUGGCCAAGAGCAUGCAAUAUCGUGCUGAAGAACAUAAACAUGAUCUGAAUGUCAUAAAAGAUGUAUUUGACAGUGAAAUAUACCGGUCCUUGUGUGGCCAACCUGUCAUUGUCAAUGGGAAGCCGCUGAAGCACAGAUAUUUUGAAGACUCACGAGAUAUUGCUUUAGGCCUGUCAACCGAUGGUUUCGCGCCUUUUAAACGGCGCAAGCAGACGGCAUGGCCCCUCAUUGCAUACAACUACAACUUACCGCCAGAAGUUCGCUUCCACAAAAAAAAUAUCAUUCCCAUUGCGGUGAUUCCUGGCCCCAAGAAGCUUGCCAACUUUGACUCUUUUCUCUGGCCUCUUGCCGAGGAAAUGUUGCGACUGGCAGUUGGCGUGCGUGCAUGGGAUGUUCUGACAGCAGCCAUGUUCGUUCUGCAUGCAUUUCUCAUUCUUGUCGGAGGUGACAUCCCUGCGAUCUCAAUGAUCAUGUGUAUGAAGGGGCACAAUGGAUACGCACCAUGCCGCAUGUGCAAAAUCGUCGGUGUUCAAGUCCCCAAUGCACCCCGCAGCCCAUAUUAUGUCCCUCUUGACCGCUCUCGACAUCCCGCACCUGGUGCCAUCAUUUCCUAUGAUCCCGCAGCGCUCCCGAAAUGCACACAUGAAGACAUACUUACUCAAGCGUGCGAAGUGCAAAGUGCACGUACUGAUGCCGAAGCCGAGCGACUUGCCAAGGCUUAUGGAAUCAAAGGUGUCCCCCUCCUCUCAUGUCUCUCGUCACUCUCUUUUCCACUCUCCUUCCCCUACAAUUUUAUGCAUCUGAUCUGGGAAAAUGUCAUCAAGAAUCUUGUACUGCUGUGGACUGGUGAGUUCAAGGGUUUAGACGAGGGAAAUGAAGAAUACCAGCUACAUCCGGACAUGUGGACUGCAAUCAGCGCCACUACUGCUGCUGCCGGCUCCACAAUACCUUCAGCCUUUGGUCCUCGGAUACCUGAUCCUGCUACUGACAAGAGUGCAAGCACGGCUGACUCCUGGUCACUAUGGUCUCUAUACGUUGGCCCUGUUCUUCUCGCCCGCAAGUUCACACGCCCGAAGUAUUAUGAACACUUUAUUGAGCUGGUCAAAUUACUCCACAUGUGCCUGGAGUUUGAGAUUAGCAGACAGGAUAUUGCCAUCGUUCGAGCGGGUUUCAUAAAGUGGGUGACUACGUACGAAAGAAUUUACUACCAGCAUUCGCCAGAGCGACUCGGGAUUUGCCCGGUUACUAUCCAUGCCCUUCUGCAUAUUGCUGACAGCAUCGAGACAGCCAGUCCAGUUUGGGCAUGCUGGUCAUUCCCGAUGGAACACUUUUGCGGGUACUUACAGCCUGCGAUCAAGAGCCGCCAUUUUCCGUUUGCUAGUAUCGACAGAUACCUCAUAGAUUCAGCAUGUCUGGAGCACAUUAAGAUGCUGUAUGGCAUGGAGAAAGAGCUUGCACUGAAGCCGACAGCAUCAAUGUCAGGUCUUGCUGUGGCGGAGUACAAUAGAUGUCUGCUGCUUCCACCUCAUCGAACAGCUGACAUGAAGACUACCCCACUGAUUGAGAAGAUUGUGGGGGCUUUGGCAACACGAUUCAAUGUGACUGCUCGCGUCGCACGUCAUGCCUUGCCUGAACAAAUAAAGUUGUGGGGAAAAGUACGGAUUCUCCCUGAUGGUGACACCAUCCAUGCGGCAGCCUUGAGCAAGCCUCGUGAGGACCGGUGUGAUGCGACGUAUGUGCGAUAUGAGGUGUUGGUCGACAAGAAUGCCCGAUUUCAUUGUAGACGUGUUGCUUUAGAAAUACACACCUUCUAUGGACAGCUACAACACAUCUUCGCUGUGCGCCUCGCGCCUUCGCAGCCACUGCAACUCACCAAACCGACAACUCUCAUCCUUGCCACUAUCAAGUCCUGCCGGAUCGAACGCUCCCACAACACACUCGACAUACACUUCUUCUCGGACACAGGCGCAGUGGAUGUCAUCGACAUUUCAUGCAUACAAUGUGUCAUUGGCAGGGUGCCAGAUGGUGAUCACUGGGCGAUCAUAGACCACAGUGGAUCGCUUGCGUGCGCUGUGUAUGCCGACGAAGUCGAGGACUAG
Messenger RNA from Sparassis crispa, 2973 nucleotides. RefSeq lists its product as hypothetical. The transcript has 6 exons. The record is from RefSeq and is a predicted model, not a curated record. Lineage: Eukaryota; Fungi; Basidiomycota; Agaricomycetes; Polyporales; Sparassidaceae. Bases 1 to 2973 code for a protein of 990 amino acids.